AUGACCGGCGAGGCAUUCUCCCUGGAGUCACUGGUCCUCCCGAGAGGGAUCAAGGCCCUGCCCCUUUUUCCAGACGCGCCCAGCGCGCCUGCCGGCGAUUCUCCGGCUGGGGGGUCCGGCCCCCAGCCAGCUCCAUCCUCCCCUGCUAGGAAGUCGGCGACAACACCAGCAGGGGCUCCGCCCGCACCAGCACCGGUAGAGUCUGGACCCGGAGGUCCGGAGCCGGAGGCCACACCCCCAAGGCCCGAAGCCUCACCUCAGGAGGAAGCUGCCCGACCUGCUGCGACGGCCGGGGCACCAGCGGCGGCGGCGCCGGGCGCCACGGCGGAGGCCUCUCCAGCAGAGCUAGCAGCAGAGGAGGCUGCGGCGGCGGCAGGGGCAGCAGCGCCGGAGGUCGCCAGCACCACCACACCACCCGCGCAGCAGGAGGAGGAGCCGGAGGUGUUGUACGGGAGGCACCUUCUUCUGAGCCCAGCGGACGUCCCUCUCCCCCGCCUCCUGGCCAAAGGCCAGCAGGCACUGGAGGAGAUGGAGGCGGGCUUCCGCCGGGAGGGGGAGAAGUUGGAGGCGGAGCGCCUCCGACUCUCCAACUGGGAGCGCCGCUUGGGGGACCGCAUUAAGACAGUCUCCGCCCGCUACGCCGGGGAGGCGUCCAGCUCGCGCAGGAGCGCGAUGACCUGCAGGAGUAGCUGCAGAAGGUCCUCGAGUGGGAGGCGGCGGCUGCCCAGCGGGAGAGAGCGGCCGUCCGGCGGGAGGCAAAGGCUCUGGAGCGGGAGCUCACGGCGGAGGACAGGUCGAGGGUCGCCCUCGAGCUGA
Messenger RNA from Panicum hallii, 816 nucleotides. Its product is annotated as translation initiation factor IF-2-like. The record is from RefSeq and is a predicted model, not a curated record. The transcript is spliced from 2 exons. NCBI's taxonomy places the organism in Eukaryota, Viridiplantae, Streptophyta, Magnoliopsida, Poales, Poaceae. The coding region runs from base 1 to 816 and encodes 271 amino acids.